Molecule: messenger RNA, 343 nt
Organism: Didymodactylos carnosus
Lineage: Eukaryota; Metazoa; Rotifera; Eurotatoria; Philodinida; Philodinidae
Source: the annotation of a GenBank genome assembly
AUGGGUGGAAUGGGUGGAAUAGGCGGUUUCGGUGGAAUGGGCGGCGGAAUAGGCGGUUUCGGCGGAAUGGGCGGCGGAUUAGCUAGUUAUGGUGAUCAAUUAUUCAUAUAUUAUGCUAACGUAAUCAGCUUUUAUCUGAUACUAUCAUCAACAUAUUUUAUCAAAAUUUACUGCUUUCAAAGAGCUGGCAAUAAAGCAUAAUAUCUAAACAUCACCUGGUGGUCUCCCAAUGGGCGGUAAGUUCAAGCUUUUUGAAUGCUUUUGUAAAAAAGUAAUUUGUAAAAACUUACUUAAUAUGAGAGAUGCUCUUUCUCGAAAUCUAGACUCUAAGAUCGGAUAACUU